GUUUCCACAUCGAUGGCGCUAGGGUUAGGGGUUCAAGCGAUCUCGAUUGCUUCUACGUCGCUGGUGGAGGAGAAGCGAGGAUCAGCGAUUCCGGAGCGCCAGUGCGAGCGCGUAGCAUUCGCGAGAAGAAUCUCUCCGCAUGAACUUUUGCAGCUAUGCUCGUCAAGAGAAAGGGAGAAUGCCGUGGGAGUGAGGUUUAGAAGGAGAAAGAGAAAUGUGAUUGCCGCGGGAGCGCCAGCGCCUCCGCCUCCAUCGCAGAUAGAUCGGCCUUUGGUGGGUAGCAUGGCACCAAACUUUGAAGCCGAGGCUGUCCAUCACCAAGAGUUUAUCAAGGUCAAGCUUUCCAAUUACAUUGGAAAGAAGUUCGUUGUUCUUUUCUUCUACCCCCUCAAUUUCACCUUCGUUUGCCCGACAGAGCUAACAGCGUUCAGCGAUCGGUACGGUGAGUUUCAAAAGCUCGACACUGAGGUGCUCGCAGUAUCAUCCGACAGUGUAUUCUCUCACCUAGCGUGGAUCCAAACUGACCGGAAGUCUGGGGGACUUGGGGAACUCAAUUACCCAGUUGUUUCGGAUCUGACCAAGGCAAUCACCAAAGCCUAUCGCGUGUUGCUACCCGACCAGGGUAUUUCCUUGAGAGGAUUGUUUAUAAUCGACAAGGAAGGCAUCGUUCAGCAUGCUACAAUCAACAAUCUUGCUGUUGGACGCAACGUUGACGAGGCCCUCAGGCUUGUCCAGGCCGUCCAAUACGUGAAAGUGCAUCCGGACGAGCUAUGUCCAGCGGGCUGGCAGCCUGGGGAGCACGGGAUUAAACCAGAUCCAAAGCACUUUGCUGCUGUCUAAAGCCGGGUUUCUUUCUUCCUUUUGGCUCUCGCAACACCAGAUUUGUCGUGCGUGCCGUGCUGAAUAGAAAAGCAUCAAGUGGAGAAGGCUCACGUUGCAAAAGUUGGAAAGGCUGCUGGAUGCGAUAGUACGUCUUUUUUUCUCCUCCUGCAUUCUUUUUGUUCCAAGUUUUUGUCGGAGUGAGGAGCUUCCCUUUGUUCUUUCUAUGAGAGAGAAAUUGUGCAAGCAAAGAAAUCCAAGAGAAUGAUCAA
This is a messenger RNA of Selaginella moellendorffii, 1091 nucleotides long. RefSeq names its product 2-Cys peroxiredoxin BAS1, chloroplastic. Lineage: Eukaryota; Viridiplantae; Streptophyta; Lycopodiopsida; Selaginellales; Selaginellaceae. Gene Ontology annotation, biological process: cellular response to stress; hydrogen peroxide catabolic process; cell redox homeostasis. The transcript has 8 exons. The record is from RefSeq and is a predicted model, not a curated record. Bases 13 to 840 code for a protein of 275 amino acids. Gene Ontology annotation, molecular function: thioredoxin peroxidase activity.